AUGGGCGAGCCGUUUCUUGACCCAUGGCAAGUCGCCGCCGCUGCUUCGUCGGGAUUGAGCUACGGAGAUGAUGAUGAGUUGGGCGUUUCGGCUGGGAAGUACGCGAGAAUGGAUGGAUUGGAUGGGGAUAAUCACGAGAAAGAGAGAUUCGCAAGGGAAAAUCAUUCGGAGAUCGAGAGACGUCGCCGCAACAAAAUGACACAUUACAUCAACGAGUUAGCCGAGAUGGUACCACAAUGUGCCGCAUUGGGGAGAAAGCCCGACAAGUUGACGAUUCUGCGAAUGGCCGUUUCACACAUGAAAGCGAUUAGAGGAAAUGCACCACAGGACGAAGCCUCCUAUAAACCGUCGUUUCUCACCGAUCAAGAGCUGAAACAUUUGAUUCUUGAAGCGGCAAACGGUUUUCUUUUUGUUACGUGUUGCCACACGGGGAGAGUGCUUUACGUAUCGGAUAGUAUCACACCGGUGUUGAACUUGAAACAGGAAGAGUGGCUGAAUCGAAAUCUUCACGAGUUGAUCCAUCCGGAUGAUCAGGACAAAAUUCGGGAUCAACUUUGUGGGAGUGAAGCGGCACUGAAUCGAGUAUUGGAUUUGAAGAAUGGAGGAGUGAAGAGAGAGGGUGCCAAUUCCCGUGUGCACAUGUCAUGUCGUCGUGGCUUCAUUUGUCGAAUGAGAGUCGGCCCAUUGGAGGCUUUGCAUCGACUCCGAAAUCGUCGACCCCUUUUUACGCAUGGCGGACAUACAUAUGUGGUCAUGCAUUGCACUGGAUACAUCAAAAACGCUCCUCCAGCCGGAAUCGAGGCCCCAGCUACAUCAUGCUUGGUGGCAAUCGCUCGAUUACAGGUGGCUUCGAUGCCGAUUUGCGCGGAUCCGACCACAUCAACGCAAUUCUCGGUGAGGGUGGCCGAGGAUGGAAAGAUGACAUUCGUCGAUCAACGAGCCACCGCUUUACUCAAUCUCUCAAUUGAUCAGCUCCUCGGUCGAUAUUGGUGGCAAAUUGUGCACCCGGGCGAUGAGCAGCUGUUGCACGACGCUUUUCUCGCGUUGAUUGCGAAUCAACCCCUCCGUGUCACCUGUCGAGUGCGGACAGCGACUGAUUAUGUGAACUGUUGCAUAUCGGCCUAUAAAUUUUUGAAUCCGUACAGUGACGCUUUCGAAUACGUCGUCGCCACACAUCAAACGAUUCCCGCCGACGAUCCGACUUGGCAACCACCGCACGACGCUUUCCCGACAGCCCCAGGCCAGGGUGAUUACGGUGCAGCGGCAGCGGCUGCAGUGGCCGCGAGCACCGAUUGGCAACAAGCUGAGCGGAUGGCGCAAUGGCCUUGGGAACACCCGAAUGCCGCAUUGCAUCACUCAUUCCGACAA
Molecule: messenger RNA, 1368 nt
Organism: Mesorhabditis belari
Lineage: Eukaryota; Metazoa; Nematoda; Chromadorea; Rhabditida; Rhabditidae
Source: the annotation of a GenBank genome assembly